This is a messenger RNA of Passer domesticus (house sparrow), 1167 nucleotides long. RefSeq names its product NK1 homeobox 1 (gene NKX1-1). The coding region runs from base 1 to 1167 and encodes 388 amino acids. Gene Ontology annotation, cellular component: nucleus. The record is from RefSeq and is a predicted model, not a curated record. NCBI's taxonomy places the organism in Eukaryota, Metazoa, Chordata, Aves, Passeriformes, Passeridae. Gene Ontology annotation, molecular function: DNA-binding transcription factor activity, RNA polymerase II-specific; RNA polymerase II cis-regulatory region sequence-specific DNA binding. Gene Ontology annotation, biological process: regulation of transcription by RNA polymerase II; cell differentiation. The transcript is spliced from 3 exons.
AUGAAUGUGAGCAGAGACAAGGUCGGUGACAUCUCCAUCCCGGCAGCGGCGGCGGCGGCGGUGACAGCCCCCGCGGCCGGCAUCGGCGGCUGCCACGGGGAAGGCAUGGACAGCCGCGGGGAGCAGCCGCUCUACUGCCCCGCCAGCCGGGACAGGCAAGGGGACAGCCAGAGCAACACCCCCGGGCAAGAGGGGGCAGUGGCCGCGCUGCCCGUGGUGCACAGAACCACCUCCUUCUCCGUGCUCGACAUCCUGGACCCUAACAAGUUCAACAGCAAGCGGCGGCAGUGCGCGGGCUUGUACAAAUCGGCGGGGACCGAGUUCACGCUGGGGGCGGAGGAUAAGCCCGAGGACUCAGCGACGGAGCUGGCCGAGCAAAAGGCUCUCGCGGAAGAUUUCGACGCGUGCAAGAAGCCCGCAGAGCUGAUCAAGGACGGGGAGCUCUACAAGGCCGAGGAGUGCGAGCUGGACUACAGCAGCCGGCCGAGCCGCAGCCCCGACAGCGAGCUGCAGGACGACGAGGAGCUGUGCAGCGAGGAGAGCGGCAGCAGCAGCGGCAGCAGCAGCGGCGGCUCCGGCCCCGCGGCGCCCGCGGAGCCCGAGCCGGGCCCGCUCCGAGCCGAGCCGCCCGAGGCCGGGGCCCCCGGCCCGCAGGCCAAGCCCAAGAGGAAGCGGACGGGCUCGGACUCCAAGUCGGGCAAGCCCCGGCGGGCGCGGACAGCCUUCACCUACGAGCAGCUGGUGGCGCUGGAAAACAAGUUCAAGUCCACGCGGUACCUGUCGGUCUGCGAGCGCCUCAACCUGGCGCUGUCGCUCAGCCUGACCGAGACGCAGGUGAAGAUCUGGUUCCAGAACCGGCGCACCAAGUGGAAGAAGCAGAACCCGGGCGCCGACACCAGCGCGCCCACGGGCGGCGGCGGCGGCGGCGGGGCCGGGGCCGGGCUGGGCGGCGGGGCGCUGCCGGGGGGGCUCAGCCCGCUCAGCCACUCGCCGCCCAUGGGCACCCCGCUCUCCAUGCACGGCCCCGGCAGCUACGCCGGGCACCCGGCCGGAGGGCUGGUCUGCGCCGCCCAGCUGCCCUUCCUGCCCAGCCCCGCCGUCCUGUCGCCCUUCGUCCUGGGCUCGCAGACUUACGGCGCUCCGGCUUUCUACACCCCGCACCUAUAA